CUCCCCACCAUUUUGGUCCCGCUUUGCCUAUUUUUUUUAACCUCUCCCUCCUCCCGCCUCCUUCGGCUGUCCAUCAAGCAAAUUCGCCAAUGGGAAAAAUCUCCUCCGGCAUCCCUGGCCAAUGAGGCCCCCUCGACGAAGCGGUUGCUGGGCAGGUUUGGGAAAGAGCGGGCCCAAUGGGGGGGACAGCCACCCCAGUGCAGAGGCAAGAGGAGGAGAAGGAGGUGGCGGCGGGGACGAGAACCAAAGGAGGAGGCGCUCGGGCGGGAGAGAUCGAGGGGCGCUGAGCGGGUCCCUUUGGCUCUUGGAAGGUCCGGGAUGCCCUACAAGCUGAAGAAGGAGAAGGAGCCUCCAAAGUUGACCAAAAGCACUACAAAAGCUAGCAGCAGCGGUGGAGGCGGCAGUGGCGGCAGUGGGACCGGGAAAGAUGGCAGCACAGAGAACUCAGAAGAGGUCCAGCAACCACAGCAGCAGCAGCAACAACAGCAGCAGCAACAGCAGCAGCAGCAACAACAGACCUCAAAUAAGCGUCCCAGCAACAGCACCCCUCCACCAACACAGCUGAAUAAAAUCAAAUAUUCAGGGGGACCCCAGAUUGUAAAGAAGGAGCGACGGCAGAGCUCCUCUCGUUUCAACUUGAGUAAAAACCGGGAGCUUCAGAAACUCCCUGCCCUUAAAGAUGCGCCUCCUCACGAACGGGAAGAGCUCUUCAUUCAGAAGUUGCGACAAUGCUGCGUCCUCUUUGACUUUGUCACAGACCCACUCAGUGACUUGAAGUUCAAAGAAGUGAAGCGAGCAGGUCUCAAUGAAAUGGUGGAGUACAUCACACAUAAUCGGGAUGUUGUCACAGAGGCCAUUUACCCUGAAGCUGUUAUCAUGUUUUCAGUGAAUCUCUUCCGGACACUUCCCCCAUCAUCCAACCCAACGGGAGCAGAAUUUGAUCCUGAGGAAGAUGAACCUACACUAGAAGCUGCUUGGCCACACCUCCAGCUGGUAUAUGAAUUCUUUUUGAGGUUCCUGGAAUCACCAGACUUCCAACCAAACAUAGCCAAGAAAUAUAUUGACCAGAAGUUUGUACUGUCACUGCUGGACCUGUUUGACAGUGAAGAUCCCAGAGAACGGGACUUUCUGAAAACCAUUUUGCAUAGGAUUUAUGGGAAGUUCUUGGGCCUCCGAGCAUAUAUACGACGGCAAAUCAACAAUAUAUUUUACAGAUUCAUCUAUGAAACUGAGCACCACAAUGGGAUUGCAGAGCUGCUAGAAAUUUUAGGGAGUAUAAUCAAUGGAUUUGCUUUGCCCUUGAAGGAAGAACACAAAAUGUUUCUUAUCCGGGUCUUGCUACCAUUACACAAAGUGAAAUCUCUGAGCGUCUACCACCCCCAGUUGGCAUAUUGUGUCGUGCAGUUCUUGGAGAAAGACAGCAGUCUGACUGAACCGGUAAUUAUGGGCUUGCUAAAGUUUUGGCCGAAAACACAUAGUCCCAAGGAGGUUAUGUUCCUGAAUGAGUUGGAAGAAAUACUGGAUGUCAUUGAGCCUUCUGAGUUUGUGAAGGUUAUGGAGCCCCUAUUCAGGCAGCUGGCCAAGUGUGUCUCCAGUCCACACUUCCAGGUUGCAGAGAGGGCAUUGUACUACUGGAAUAAUGAAUACAUCAUGAGUUUGAUCAGUGACAAUGCUGCCAAAAUCCUCCCUAUCAUGUUUCCAGCACUCUACAAGAAUUCUAAAAGUCAUUGGAACAAGACAAUCCAUGGGUUGAUCUACAAUGCGCUGAAGCUGUUCAUGGAGAUGAACCAGAAGCUGUUUGAUGACUGUACACAGCAGUACAAGGCAGAAAAGCAGAAAGGGCGAUUCAGGUUAAAAGAACGAGAAGAGAUGUGGCACAAGAUUGAGGAGCUAGCCCGCCAAAAUCCUCAGUACCCCAUGUAUUGCGCACCCCCACCUUUGCCUCCUGUUUAUUGCAUGGAGACGGAGACCCCUACUGCAGAGGACAUACAGCUACUGAAGAAAACGAUGGAAACAGAGGCUGUGCAGAUGCUGAAAGACAUGAAGAAGGAGAAAGUGUUGCUGCGUCGCAAAUCAGAGCUUCCUCAGGAUGUCUACACCAUAAAGGCCCUGGAAGCGCACAAGAGAGCAGAAGAAUUUCUCACCUCAAGCCAGGAAGCACUCUGACGGGCUAUGGAGCCCCUGGAGGGUACACAGAAACGCACUUUGUUCUAAUGUAUAACUAGGGAAUGAACAUGGUGAGCUGUGCCUGUCCUCCACUCCAUUCUCAUUCUUUCAGGUUAGAUUUGAUUUUACAUUGUACCUCAUAUCCACCACACUGUCACUUCCUCCUGCUUUAUCCUCUUAAGGUUGUGUUUGUGUGCACGUGUGAAAGGAGCCUAGCCAAUCCAUGAGAGUACCAUUACACACAGGGAGUAUUUUGGUCCCUGUUGUUUUUAAUUUGACUCCAGUCCCAGGACUAAAGCAGUGAGUUCAGGCAUUUAUCAGCCAUGCACUUCUACAGGAGUAAGCUCAACAUGUGAUCUUCCAGAUACCAUUCAGCUGCAGUCCCCACCAUCUUUUGCCAUUAGCAGUGCUUGUUGGAGCUGAUGGGCACUGUAGUCCAACAAUAUCUGGAGGGCCACUGACCUCUGCACAACAGUAAUGAUUCACUAUAGCUUACUCACACUGGCUUUGAACUCCUAUUACCCACCAUUCCCACACUAUAAUACAAAAGCUAUAUGUGAAAUUGGUUGUGCAGGUAAAUACAGGUUAUUUCAUAGGGAUCAAGACACUUCUGGCUAGAUUGCGGAACAAUGUGCAUUGCUUCCCACCUCUGGCCAAAUAAAUGGUUAACUGAUUAGGGAAUGUUGCUUGUUUUGGUCAGUAUGAAUAAGGGUAACUAUAUUUGCACUUUUUCCAUUCCAGAAAUUGUGAUGCAUUGGCAGCCAUCUAGAACCAAUACUUUCAGCUCUGUCAUAGUUUUCAUCCUCCCAGAUGGCUAGCAGUUGAUUGGUGUGCCCUGGUAGUUAUAGUAUAACUGCUGCAUGACAGGCUCACUUACUGUUCGGUUUUCUCUCUAACUUAGCUAGAAAUGGAGCCAGAGUGACUUUGAAGCAGAUUGUUUCAUUAUGGCAAACUCCCUUCCCACUCUUGGCUCUUAAGCUCAGGAGAACUCUGAAUUAAUAACUUACUAACAAGAAAGCUUAUUGAACACUUUCACAAACAGCUUUAAAUAUUCAGCAAUUUGGAAACAAGAGAAAUAGAUGCACAAUCAAGGAAAUUUCAGUUUCCAUUUUCUGAGUAUGUAAUGUUUGGUAUGGAUGAGGCCUCAUUGUGCAUUGUGUUCAUUCCAGCUGUUCUAGCCCAAGGAGAAGUUGCUGACCUCUUUUAGGGAGUGUACAAAUUUAGAGGCUUUCCCUAAGCUACUGCUGUCUUACAAAUAAUAACUGGCUUUGCUUAAUGUGCUGCCAUUGUUCACAGGCUGCUAACUGAAUUUCUGGAUCAUGGAACAUCACAAAAGGGAAAGACCCUCACUCCCAGGAGUGUGAACAAUACAGCCCAGAUGUUGUUGGAAUGCAGUUUGCAGUAGUCCUAGCCACAAUAGCUAGUGGUGAGGGACACUGAAAGUUCCAGUCUAACAAUAUCCAGAGGACUGCAUUCUGCCCAACCCUGAUGUAAACUUUCCAGUCAUAUCUUUAGAUAACUUGUCUACUGAAAUUUGUCAGAUUCUCAUUUUUAGUCCUUUAUUAUUAAUUUUAAAUCUGCAGGAUCUACUUCGAAGUAAAUUCCAUUGAAAUCAGAAAAAGUAUGAUUUAUGAUCAGCUGUAAGCCUCUUUCUACCCUACAUAACAUUCCUGUUCUUUCAUGUUUAAAUCUUUAGAUUGUGUAUUGCCUUGUCUAUCUACCUAUCAUUAACCCGGUUGUGCUUUCUCAUUUCUUCUUUGUUUUGAGUAAUUUCAUUCUGAGAUCCCUGAAUCUUAAUUUGUUAGAUGUAAUUCUCUGUUUGAGUUGGUAUCAUCAGACAGGUGGUAAUUUCCCAGUUUUUCACACUGCUAAGUAAGCCACAGUCUCGCUUUCUUUAAGCUGAAAAACACAAUUUGAACAAGAGUGGAAUUGCUCACUUUAAGCAGUGAGAUAUGGUUGAUAAUCAGCUAUUAAUCACAAGCAACACCUAUGGAACAUUUCUGUUCAAUGCCUCCUCUCUAGGACACAACACUCCUCUCCCCUUACCACCCAAUUCUUCGCUACCACCCCAGACAGUCAGCAUUUUGUGGUUACUGAGCAUGCUCAGUCCUCACUGGGUUAUUUCUGGGGUUCCUCCCAUCAUUUUUUUUGUUGUACUUCUGCAAAGCUUGGUUAGUGCAUGGGUGGUGCCGUUCGGCUACAUAAUAACUAGCAUUCAAGAGAAUUGAGAUGAUUAUUAUACAUAAUGCUAAACCUCCACUGUCUGCUGCCAAACAUUUGCAAUAUGUGUUAUUGAAGGUGCACUGUCUGGCUAAUUGUUUCUUAUACCACUGAGGCCCUUACAAGGCCUGUGAAAACCCUUGGCAUGUACUAGGUAAAACAGAAAGUGGGAAGUAAAAAAAUAAAUAUACAAGGGGAAAAUAUGCUUGAUGUUCAGCAUACACUUAUCAAUUCAGUGAUUGUAGAACAAGACAGGCAGCAGUCUGUAUAUUCAGCUCCUGAACUUCAGGUGCAGUUUAUCUGCUGGAGGGAAAAAAACUGACUUGGAGCUCCUAUCUAUUGAAGUGCAAUGUGUUCUGUCUCUCUUCUUCCCUUCCCCACCCAAGGCUGGGCUCUAUAAACAAGAAGGACUGUAGGAAAUCUCUUCCAUUUCCAUUCCCACAUGUACACUACGCAGCACUUCUCUGCCAGUUACAGUUUUGCGUGGGGUGGAGCAGGGCUGUAAUUGAGCAUCAUGUGCUGUACAGCUUAGAUGUAAAUAUAGCCUGUCUAAUCUUUGUUUCAGGUCAGGGAAUUUGUGUUUGCUACCUAACAUUAAAGUUUAGUUUGCUGCCAAUUUAUUCUGGUGUCCUAUGUAUCCAAUGGGUGGGAGGAGUGGAAGAAGAAACUGGGUGAAAGUAGUAACUUCUGAAGCCAAAAUGAGCACCUAAAGCACACAGUUUCCAGUCACUCUCUAACUUAAUCCAACUCUGCGCAAGAUUCCCCUUUGUAUUUGUCCUAAUUUCUGCUUUUACCUUCCCUACAUUUUACAUGGAGAAGGUUGGAGCUGCCUCUUUCACUUUUUACAUAGCCCCUCUCAAGAGGGGAAAAAGCAAAAGUGAUGCAUUCACUCCUUGGACACAAGUAUUAAGCUGCUUUACAGUUCAUUAUGUACAUAUGGUGUACUUUAUUUUCAGUAGAGUAUUACAUAGUAUGACAGUGUUGGAUUUUGUACAGAUGUCCCUGUAUGUACAGAACUAAAUAAAAUGGAUCUCUUGAAAAAGA
Messenger RNA from Sceloporus undulatus (fence lizard), 5430 nucleotides. It is a transcript of the gene PPP2R5D, whose product is annotated as protein phosphatase 2 regulatory subunit B'delta. The record is from RefSeq and is a predicted model, not a curated record. Gene Ontology annotation, biological process: signal transduction; protein dephosphorylation. Gene Ontology annotation, cellular component: cytosol; nucleus; protein phosphatase type 2A complex. The coding region runs from base 319 to 2166 and encodes 615 amino acids. Gene Ontology annotation, molecular function: protein phosphatase activator activity. Lineage: Eukaryota; Metazoa; Chordata; Lepidosauria; Squamata; Phrynosomatidae. The transcript is spliced from 16 exons.